GCCAGCGCAGGGUCAGGUGUUCCUACUUGUCUUAAAACCUUCAAAUAACUCAUUAUGAAGCAACUCGCCAUCUCCUUCUGCAUUAUCCUCCCCCUCGCCUGCUUCUGGGUACUGAACGCAGAAGACGCGAAAGAAGCUCCAGAAAUUCGUGAAGCCAACUCCACAGUAUUCCGUCAGAAGAGGCAGUUUGGAUGCCCAUCCAAUUGCUAUUCCUCAUGCAGUUCCUCGUCCCAGUGCCAGAGAUAUUCUGUCGCAUCUGUCUGUGUCCAAGGAUGCUGUUGCCCAGGAAACAAUAACCUUGAUACCGCCUGCUCCGGAGGACCAGCCGUCGCCGCCUGCCUCGGAGGACUCUGCGGACAAGGAUUCUUCUGCUCGAGCAACAACUACUGCUGCAGAUGCCAAUCCGGAAACAGCACGGGACCAUGUGUAAACCAGGUCUGCCCAACCGGAUUCAUGUGCAACACCAACAACUACUGUUGCCCACUCGGAUCCGGAGGAGUCCUCGGAUCAUGUGUCAACGGAGUCUGCCCAACUGGAUACACCUGUGGAGCUGGAAACUUGUGCUAUUUGAGCAGUGGAAAGUAAAAAAAUGGAAUUCAAUUUUUCCCUUUUUUCAUGCGACAAAUUGCCCCCAGUCUUUCUAUAUUUUUAUAUAUUUUUUUAAUAUAUUGUACUUUCCUUCUCCGUUCUCUGACUCUCUGCUCCUUUUAAAUUAUUCUAAUCUAUUUGAAACGAAUCGUUCCCACCACCAAGACAACAACAUCAACAACAAACGAAAUCCCAAAAAAAUAUUUGAAUUGUUUUUAAAUUUAAUUUGUUUAUUUAUUAUUUUAUUUUAAUUAAUGAAAUAAAAAAA
Messenger RNA from Caenorhabditis elegans, 856 nucleotides. RefSeq names its product CC domain-containing protein (gene R02F11.1). The record is from RefSeq and is marked reviewed. NCBI's taxonomy places the organism in Eukaryota, Metazoa, Nematoda, Chromadorea, Rhabditida, Rhabditidae.